AAAAACCGGUGGUUGUUUCUCUUUUCUACUUUUUCCAACAUUUUUCAAUCUUUAAAAAAACUUUUUAUCUACUUUUUUAAGAUGGACAAUUAAUUACUCUUAUAAAAAAAUGCCUUCUUUCCUAGUCUAUUUGAAGGUUUCAAGCUGAAAAAUCAGAGAAGAUUUUACCCUCAUCAUCAGAAAAAUAUGGAAGAUUAUCAAAAAUCUGGACCGAAGGCUGGCUGCUUCGAAGUCAAUUUUUACUCGAAAAACAUUUCAUCACAACACAACAAUGACCCCAAAAUUGCAAACGUUACAGGAACAUUGUACAACACAAGUCCCGUUGACUCCUCCUACUCAUCUGCGGACAAACACAAGUCCAGUGAUAAAAGUAUCGUCAACGUGGAGAAGGCCAUAAGGAAGCAGUCCUGUUCGCAUGACAUCAGGCUUUACAGAAGGAGAUUCUUGAUGCUGUUCCUGUUCGCCCUCUGUUCGAUGAUGAACGGGUUCCCGCAGUUCCAGUACACGGUCGUAGCAGAUAUCGUAGCAUGCUACUACGAUGUCAGUCUAUCAGAUGUCAACUGGACUUGCGUUGUGUACAUGGUGCUCUUCUUGCCAUUAGUCUUUCCAGUGAUGUACCUCAUGGACAAGAAAGGUCUAAAAAUUACGUUGGUCAUUGGAGCUAUUUUAAAUUUUUUAGGUUCUUGGGUGCAAUGCUUUUCAUUUUCAACCGAUCGCUACCUCGUCAUCAUGGCCUGCCAAACCAUCUAUGCUUUGGGGCAGGUAUUUGUACUUAGUCUUCCCCCAUUCAUUGCCGGCGUCUGGUUUGGGGCUGGCGAAGUAGGACUGGCGUGUGCCAUGGGUGUCUUUGGCAAUCAGCUAGGCAUUGCACUUGGAUUCAUCAUACCACCAACAAUCAUGACAAACAAUUGUACAGAUCAAGUAGAUAUAUCAUAUGAGUUGAGCAUAAUUGCUUAUCCAAUGGCUGCUAUCAACACAAUCAUUCUAGUGGUAAUUAUUUUUGUUUUCCAAGAAAGGCCGAAGCUUUUUCCCAGCAUAGCUCAAGCAACUAAGCCUACAUGUAAAACAAACUACGCAAAAUCAUUAAAAAAACUUUUUAAUGAUAUGCCAUUUGUUUUGUUGCUUUUAGGAUACGGUUUGAUAACGGGAACAUAUUUUGCGAUAUCAACACUCAUGAACGAAAUGGUUUUAAUACAUUUUCCUGGCGAAGAAGUCGAUGCUGGCUGGAUGGGAGCCAUCAUGGUCUUCGCUGGAAUGAUUGGAUCCAUCAUUCUUGGGGCGCUUUUGGAUAAAACACACAAAUACAAAUCUCUAUCGUUGAUGGCUUUCAUUGCGAGCUUUUUGUCAAUGGUGGCGUAUUUAUUCUUAAUAAGGCUGGAAAAAAUCUGGAUACAGUUUCUGAUGUUCGGUUUGUUAGGGUUCAUUAUGACUGGAUAUCUACCUGCGGGUUUCGAUUUUGGCGCAGAAAUAACUUAUCCUGAACCGGAAGCUAUGUCCGCUAGUUUGCUAAAUGCUUCUACUCAGAUAUUUAGUAUAAUCCUCACGAAUAUCGCCUCGCCUCUGUUGCAGAUAUAUGGAGAUUUCUCGUCGAAUAUCUUCUUUUGUGCCUGUCUGCUGGUUGGGACAAUAAUUAUGGCAUGCAUGAAAUGCGAGCUGAAAAGAACAAAUGCAGAUCAAGACGCCGACGACACGAAACCGCAAUGAAUUCAGAAUUCUGUGUCCGAGAUUUCUGUUCCAAGUUUUAUAAUGCUGUAAAUGAGCAUGCGUGCAUCUUAUCUUACUAGGAAACCAACAUCUCCAGUGACCAAAUCGGAAACAAUUUUCAUUUUUUCCUUUCCUUUCCCACAUAUGAAUAUUUCUGAUAUAAAAAUGAGAUAGGUUUCCUCCAUGAAGAUAUUCUGCAAGAGAUCGAAGAAGAUAGCAAGUUGGAGACGCAGACAUAUUAUUACCCAAGAAAAAAUAGCGGUUAUAAAAAAUCGUUUGCUGAAAUCGUUCAAAAAAAAGUAUAGUGUUGUGAUAUUUUGAUUAGAGAUUUUGGCAAACGAUUUAUUUUCCUUCGAAAUGAUUUCAUAAAAUUUGAAAAUAUCUUGUAAAUAUUCCAAUUUUAUUGCAUUAAAAUAAUCCUUAUCGCCAAAAAAUUCCAUUUCAAUAAAAUGGGUCUAGAAUUGUGGGUUUUAUUUAUGUAAUGGACUAUGCAUGUUUUUAACUUAUAUUUUAAUAUGAUUGUCAUUGUUAAAAAAUUAUUUAUUUUAAAAAAAACAUUUGUUCUUAAUAAAUAAAAUGAUUUCUAAAAAAAAAUUCGUCAAUUAGGUUUCUGUGCGAAGAAAGAUAAUUAAAAAAUAUUUUUAUGUGUGUAUGGUGAAUAAA
This is a messenger RNA of Argiope bruennichi, 2367 nucleotides long. Its product is annotated as feline leukemia virus subgroup C receptor-related protein 2-like. The transcript is spliced from 11 exons. Bases 187 to 1704 code for a protein of 505 amino acids. Gene Ontology annotation, cellular component: membrane. The record is from RefSeq and is a predicted model, not a curated record. NCBI's taxonomy places the organism in Eukaryota, Metazoa, Arthropoda, Arachnida, Araneae, Araneidae. Gene Ontology annotation, molecular function: heme transmembrane transporter activity; heme binding. Gene Ontology annotation, biological process: heme export; transmembrane transport.